AUGAGUGAUAGAAGCGGUGUACUUCGGCAACAAGUUACACUGCCUUUGCAGUCAAAAUUUUCCCAAGAAAUUGACAGUAUUCAUGGCGAUACAGAUGCCAUUAUAGAAGUACAUGAGCGAUAUCUUGACGCUUUAGAAGAAAAUCUAUUUUUGAAUGAGAAAAAUACAACAUUGCGUAAUCUGUUUUACGCACUUUUCACGCUAAUCGUGGAAUUACUGGACUGUUGGUCAUGCUUUCGCCUGGAUGCGAAUGAUGUAAGUGAAGCACGAAAACGUUUUAAUGGAUACCAGAAGGCUGUGAUUGUGGAGGAUUUACAAGACGUACACUAUUUUGAGCGAGAAGAGGAGCGAAUUCAUUUGGAAGAGCUUCAGCAAUGCUUAAUGGAUUGCUAUCGACCAAAAAUCGGGAUGAUUAAAUCCAAAUUUGCGAGUGAGUGA
This is a messenger RNA of Gongylonema pulchrum, 438 nucleotides long. Lineage: Eukaryota; Metazoa; Nematoda; Chromadorea; Rhabditida; Gongylonematidae. The record is from the annotation of a GenBank genome assembly.